This is a messenger RNA of Callorhinchus milii (elephant shark), 1313 nucleotides long. It is a transcript of the gene pou3f3b, whose product is annotated as POU class 3 homeobox 3b. The transcript has 2 exons. The record is from RefSeq and is a predicted model, not a curated record. Gene Ontology annotation, cellular component: nucleus. Bases 36 to 1160 code for a protein of 374 amino acids. Gene Ontology annotation, biological process: regulation of transcription by RNA polymerase II; brain development. Gene Ontology annotation, molecular function: RNA polymerase II cis-regulatory region sequence-specific DNA binding; DNA-binding transcription factor activity, RNA polymerase II-specific. Lineage: Eukaryota; Metazoa; Chordata; Chondrichthyes; Chimaeriformes; Callorhinchidae.
GAGAGAGGGAGAGGGAGAGAGAGCGAGAACACACCAUGGCGACAGCGACAUCCAACCCUUACAUACCGAAUAACAGCAUCUUGUCGUCCAACUCCAUCGUGCACGGCGACUCGGGCGGGAUGCAGCAGACCAACUCGUACCGGGAUCCCAGCAAAAUGGUGCAAAGCGACUUCAUGCAGGGGGCCCUCGCCAGCAACGGGCACAUGCUCAGCCAUGCACACCAGUGGGUGACGGCGCUGCCGCACGGCGAUGCCGGCUCGCCCUGGUCUUCGGCCAUGUCCGGCAGCCCCCUGAGCCAACAGCAGCAACAGCAGCAACAGCAGGACGUGAAGCCGUCGGUGCAGGUGGUGGGUCGGGACGACAUGCGCACGGGGUCCGCUCCUCUCCAUCACCACCGCCCUCCUCACCUGGCUCCCCAUCAGCCGCCUCACGCCGGCCACCCGGCCGCCUGGGGAGCCACCACCGCGGCGCACAUCCAGUCCAUGGGCUCGGCCGGUCAGCCUCUCAUCUACUCGCAGCCCGGCUUCACCGUGAACGGCAUGCUGAGCCAAGCCGGGGCUCAGAGCCUGCACUCGGGCUUGCGGGACACGCCGGAGCUGAGCGACCACGGGCAGCAGCACCACAGCCACGAUCACUCGGACGAGGACACGCCGACCUCCGAUGACCUGGAGCAGUUCGCGAAGCAGUUCAAGCAGAGACGGAUCAAGCUGGGGUUCACUCAGGCUGACGUGGGGCUGGCGCUGGGCACCCUCUACGGCAACGUCUUCUCCCAGACCACCAUCUGCAGGUUCGAGGCGUUGCAGCUGAGCUUCAAGAACAUGUGCAAACUCAAGCCUCUGCUGAACAAGUGGCUGGAGGAGGCCGACUCGUCCACCGGCAGCCCCACCAGCAUCGACAAAAUCGCGGCUCAGGGGAGGAAGAGGAAGAAGCGCACCUCCAUCGAGGUGAGCGUCAAAGGAGCGCUGGAGAGUCAUUUUUUGAAGUGUCCCAAGCCCUCGGCGCAAGAGAUCACCAGCCUGGCCGACAGCCUGCAGCUGGAGAAGGAAGUGGUCCGGGUUUGGUUUUGCAAUCGGAGGCAGAAAGAGAAACGCAUGACGCCGCCGGGAGGAGUGCAGCAGACGGACGAUAUGUACUCACAGGUCGGCAAUAUCUUGUAUUAGAUGUUUUCAAAACGAGCACAAGCAAAUGCGACGAAAAAAACGGACAGUUAUUAGGUAAUAAGGGUAUCUUUUGAUGUGAUCAUUUGAUUGUAAUUUAAUUUCAGUAGUGAUUCCGUAAGAGAUGAUUGAAGAAAUAAAUUUGUUAGAGUCAAA